AGCGACACCAAGCGAAGGUGAUUAUUUGUUAAUUUUACCCUUACUUUUUUAUAGAAAGCCAAAUUCGGUUUCAGUUCUCUUGCCUUCUACGCGAACUCCAUCUCCAUCUUUUGGCUGGCAGGACAAACCUUCUGAAUUUAAAAAUCCAUUAUUAUUAAUUAUGAAAAUUCAGAGCUAAUCAGAACCCAAAAAAAGAGAGAAUGAGUGGCAACGAGUUUCGAUUCUUCUUGUCUUGCGACAUCAAUCUUCCCGUUACCUUUCGUGUCGAGAGAUUGGAAGGGACUUUGCCCUCCACCAGAUCUCCCAAUUCAGGAAUUGAUUCCACUGAAGAGGAGAGGAGAGCAGAGCUCUAUGUAGAGUGUCAAUUGUACAUAGAUGGUGCUCCAUUUGGCCUUCCAACAAAAACAAGGUUGGAGUCUGCAGGACCAUUGUAUUGCUGGAAUGAACUAAUCACAUUGAGUACUAAAUAUCGAGAUUUAACUGCACACUCACAACUUGCUUUGACAGUUUGGGAUGUGUCAUGUGGGAAAGAUGACAGGUUAAUUGGUGGGGCUACUAUUCUUCUUUUCAACAGCAAAAUGCAACUUAAAACAGGGAAACAGAAACUUAGGCUCUGGUUAGGAAAACAAGCAGAUGGAUCAUUUCCUACAACUACCCCUGGAAAGGUCCCCAGGCAUGAGCGUGGAGAGUUGGAGCGUUUGGAAAAGCUUACAAAUAAGUAUGAAAGGGGACAGAUUCAACCUGUUGAUUGGCUAGACCGUCUCACAUUCAAGGCUAUGGAAAGAAUUAAGGAGAGGGAAGUCUUGAAAAAUGGAAGCUCUCAUUUGUACUUGAUUGUUGACUUCUGUAGUUUGGAGCAUCGAGUUGUUUUUCAGGAAGCAGGGGCCAAUUUCUUAUUACCAUCUGCAAUAGCUUCAUCAAAUGAACUGGUCAUUGUGUGGGACCCUGAAGUGGGAAAGAUAAACCCCUCCGAGCACAAGCAAUUGAAGCUUGCAAGGAGUUUAACUCGUGGUAUCAUUGACAGGGACCUUAAGCCAAGCUCUAAUGAACGAAAGUCAAUACAAAGAAUUUUGAAAUAUCCACCUACAAGGGCUUUGAGUGGAGAUGAGAGGCAGCUCCUUUGGAAAUUUCGCUUCUCAUUAAUGUCUGAGAAGAGGGCCCUCACAAAAUUUCUUCGAUGUGUUGAAUGGAGUGAUGUUCAGGAAGCAAAGCAGGCAAUAGAACUUAUGGGUAAGUGGGAGAUGAUUGAUGUCUGCGAUGCAUUGGAGCUUCUAUCACCGCUUUUUGAAAGUGAAGAGGUUCGUGCAUAUGCUGUUAGUGUUCUUGAAAGAGCUGAUGAUGAAGAGCUCCAAUGUUACUUGCUCCAAUUAGUUCAGGCACUUCGAUUUGAGCGCACUGAUAAAUCUCGCCUUUCGCAAUUCCUCGUGCAACGUUCUUUACGUAAUAUUGAAUUGGCUAGUUUUCUACGCUGGUUUGUUGCUGUGGAACUUCAUGAUCCUGCCUAUGCAAAACGAUUUUAUUGUACCUAUGAGUUCCUAGAAGAAAAUGUGAUGAAGUUGGCAGCUGGUGUAAAUGGAGAAGAAGAUGGAUUUAAGAAGUGGCAGAGUUUGGUACGUCAGACAGAAUUGACAGCGCAAUUGUGUUCUAUAAUGAGAGAUGUGAGAAAUGUGCGUGGCAAUACACAAAAGAAGAUUGAAAAGCUUAGACAGCUCCUUUCUGGUCUUCUUAGUGAACUUACUUAUUUUGAUGAGCCAAUUCGAUCGCCUUUGGCUCCAAGUGUCCUUAUAACUGGAAUUGUGCCUUCGGAGUCAUCAAUAUUCAAAAGUGCACUGCAUCCUUUGCGACUGACAUUCCGAACAGCCAAUGGUGGACAGUGCAAGGUCAUGUUUAAGAAGGGUGAUGAUAUUCGGCAAGAUCAAUUGGUUGUUCAAAUGGUAUCUCUUAUGGAUAGAUUACUAAAAUUGGAAAAUCUUGACCUGCACUUAACUCCAUAUAAGGUGCUGGCAACUGGACAAGACGAGGGCAUGUUGGAAUUCAUACCAUCCCGUUCUUUGGCACAGAUUCUUUCAGAGCAUCGUAGCAUUAUAAGCUAUCUGCAGAAAUUUCAUAAUGAUGAACAUGGACCAUUUGGGAUUACAGCCACUUGUCUUGAAACCUUUAUAAAAAGCUGUGCUGGCUACUCUGUUAUCACAUACAUACUGGGAAUUGGAGACAGACACCUUGACAAUCUUUUGCUUAGGGAUGAUGGACGCCUUUUCCAUGUUGAUUUUGGUUUUAUUCUUGGCCGAGAUCCUAAGCCAUUUCCACCACCAAUGAAACUUUGCAAAGAAAUGGUUGAAGCUAUGGGUGGAGCAGAGAGCCAAUAUUAUACAAGGUUCAAAUCCUAUUGUUGUGAAGCAUACAACAUUCUCCGCAAAUCUAGUAACCUUAUUUUAAAUCUUUUCCAUCUUAUGGCCGGUUCCAACAUUCCUGACAUAGCAUCUGAUCCUGAAAAAGGCAUCCUUAAGCUCCAGGAGAAGUUCCGGUUGGACUUGGAUGAUGAGGCCUGCAUACACUUCUUCCAGGAUCUUAUCAAUGAGAGUGUUAGUGCCUUGUUUCCUCAAAUGGUUGAGACUAUUCAUCGGUGGGCUCAAUACUGGCGCUGAUCCUCAUAAACAAGUUUGGGAUGUUCAUUAGCUUUCGUAAAUACAUAGAUUUCAGAGUAGAUACUGACUAGGCCAAAAACCACUGACAAAAUCUGACAGGUUUUCAACAGCCUCUCCGCUCUUCUAUAUAUAAUAGACAUGGAGAAUGUUCUGGAUUAUUAUUAUUAUUAUUAUUAUUAUUAUUAUUAUUGCCACAAGUCUCUCUGCAACAACCAUUGAGGAUGUAAAUAGAUCUGCUAUUGUGAAUGAUUGUAAAUAUAUCCUUUUUCCGGUUAUCUUUUGAUAUAGGUCUGAACUUUGAACUGAGUGGUGUAUUGGAUAGCUUCCCCGAGAUAUCCAAAAAAACACGAACAGUCAGAAGCUUCCCGAGAGUUAUCAUGCUCAAAGAGAUAGAUCCCCCGUAAAAAGGAUAGAUAAUCUGUUAUAAGACAUAAAUGUAUGUAUCAAUAUUCACCAAACAUAUCAAAAUGACUAGUAUUGAUCGAAGGGACACCUUGCAUAUCUUUUAG
Molecule: messenger RNA, 3154 nt
Organism: Durio zibethinus
Lineage: Eukaryota; Viridiplantae; Streptophyta; Magnoliopsida; Malvales; Malvaceae
Product: phosphatidylinositol 3-kinase, root isoform
Biological process (GO): autophagosome assembly; endocytosis; phosphatidylinositol-3-phosphate biosynthetic process
Cellular component (GO): phagophore assembly site; endosome; peroxisome
Molecular function (GO): 1-phosphatidylinositol-3-kinase activity
Source: RefSeq, a predicted model, not a curated record